AUGGGUCUUUCUUUUUGUUCCAAUGGGGUCGCAACAGUUGUCUUGAUCCUGCUGAUCCUACCUUCCACUGUUUUGUGUGAUUGCUCAACCCCAACCUUACCCAAGAGUUCUACACUAAAAGAUUCAGAACCCCUAAAAGACAAUUAUGCUUCUGGAACUGUUUUGCGAUUAGUUUGCCGCCCAGGUUAUGAAUAUAUAUCUGGGAGUCGUCCUUCUAUGACAUGCUCUGCAGAUGGAACGUGGACAGCGAUUGCUGAAUUAUGUCAAGGAAAGCGAUGUCCAGUUCCCCAUUUAGAAAAUGGAAGAAUAGCAAAGUCAGUUGAUCUCCGGCUUGGUGAAACAAUAACCUUGGAAUGUGAUUAUGGAUUCAGACUGGUAGGUGAAGCUAACCUUCGAUGUAUUUUAAGAGGAGGCACAGUUCAGUGGCACAGAGACAUUCCAUUCUGUGAAGAGAUUCCUUGUGUUCGUCCGACUAUAAUUUCCAAUGGAAGGUAUGAUGCGGCCACUGGUGAUGCAUACGUUGUGGGCACAGUUGUGUUAUACCGGUGUGAUGCUGGUUACUCCCUUAUUGGAAAAGGAACAAUUACCUGUGUAGCUACAGCUGAUGGUAAUAAUGGACAGUGGGAUUCACCAUCACCUGAAUGUAAAAAAGUCAGUUGUCCGAGACCUAACAUCCGAAAUGGGAGAUUGGGAACUGUAUAUAAACCUAACUAUACAUAUGAUGAUAGAGUAACACUUGAAUGCAAUCCUGGCUAUACUUUGGUAGGGUCCUCUUGGGUUAGAUGUGAUGCUGAUAAUACCUGGAAGCCUUCACUUCCACGUUGUGACAAGACUGUAGCAACUACCAAAGGAACUACACCUCUUCCACCAUUUCGUCCUGUCCCUCCUUUUGUUCCUCCACCAUAUGUUCCUCCUCCUCCAUCUCCUGUCCCCCCACCAAUUCCCCCUACCCUUGCUCCUCCAGUAGAUGAGACUACUUUCAUUCCAAUGUUCCCAACCCAAAAGAGAACAAUCCCCACAGUUGAUCCAGGAUCAGGAUCAGGAUCUGGCAACAUUUUUGGAAUUGUUUUUGGAAUUAUUUGUGCACUUUUAGUUCUGGCUGCUUUGAUAUUUGCAGCUGUGAGAUGGUGGAGGCAGAGGGAAGUAAAUGCUCCUCCUACUAGUCAGGUAGCUUCAGAGAAAGAAAACACAAUGGGUGAUCGAAGACCACAAAAAAUUCGAAGUAAAAGUUCAGGAACUGCUCAACUUUUCAAUUCUGUAGAAUUGAAAACAGGGACUCGGUGA
This is a messenger RNA of Thamnophis sirtalis, 1284 nucleotides long. The record is from RefSeq and is a predicted model, not a curated record. Lineage: Eukaryota; Metazoa; Chordata; Lepidosauria; Squamata; Natricidae.